AUGGCAGGAAAUGAGGCAACCUCACUCGAACACAAUCAUCCUCUAUUUCUUCAAGCAGCAGAUGCACCAUGUCUAGUUUUAGUUCCAAUUAAACUUACAGGGCCAGAAAAUUAUGCCUUAGGAGAAUUAGUAGCACAAUGGGAAAAAUGUGAUGCGAUUGUACUGUCGUGGAUUGGAAGCACAGUCUCUAAUGAAUUGAUGCCAAGCAUAGUUUUUGCACCCACUGCUAGGAAAGUAUGGAGUGAUUUGAAGGAGAAAUUUGAUAGAUGUAGUUUAACUAGAAUAUAUCAUCUCUGGUCAGAGAUUGCUAGCCUUAAACAAGGCACUGAUUCUGUGACUACUUACUAUACAAAGAUGUCAGAUCUAUGGAGUGAAUUAGAUGUAUUGGUACCCCUGCCUUCAUGUGAUUGUGAAGAAUCAAGGCCUUCAGUAGAACAUCUGAGAAAUCAGAGACUUUUGACAUUUCUCAUGGGCCUAAAUGAAAGCUACAACAAUGUAAGAAGCAAUGUUCUUCUUAAAAGAACAUUUGUGAUUGUAAACGAAGCUUAUGCCAUAGUGACACAGGAGGAGAGUCAACGAACACUAGGUGGAAAUUUGAAGGAGAAUUGUUACAAAAUUGUUGGCUAUCCAGCUGACUUUAAAAGCAAAAAGAAACCUCAGACAGGAGGAAACAGAUCUUUCGUCAAUGCUGCAAGAACUGAAGAAACAGGAGGGACAAGCAAUCAGCCACAAGGGCAUUUCCUCACUGAGGAACAGUAUCAGCAGCUAAUAGGGCUUCUGAACAAGCAAGGAGGUGAAGAAUGCUCUACAAACAUGGCAGGUAUUAUGACUUUAUUAUCCAAUAUUCCUCUAACUAGUUGGAUAGUAGACUCUGGGGCAACUCAUCAUGUUGCUCAUGAUAAGAGAAUAAUGAGUGAUAUAAAACAGUUUGAAGGACAUGGAGUUCAAUUGCCAACAGGAAAUAAGGCAGAGAUAACGUAUACUGGAAAGGCUACUAUUUUAGGAGGCAAAUGUAUAAAGGAUGUACUGCAUGUGCCGGAUUUCAAGUUUAAUUUGCUGUCAGUUGCAAAACACACUAGAGACCUCACUUACACAGUGAAGUUCUUCCCUGAUUUUUGUAUGUUGCAGGGACUUUACAAUGGCAAGGUAUUGGGGAUUGGUAGAGAAUCUGAUGGUCUAUACAUACUAAAAGAAUAUGCACAAGCAGCAGGCAUAACAGUAGGAGCAGCUAAAAAUGGGAUCAUACAUGAAAGCAGUUGUCCAUAUACUCUUCAACAAAAUGGCAUAGUUGAGAGAAGACAUAGGCACAUUCUAGAUGUUGCUAGGGCACUAAAAUUUCACAGUGGAGUGCCUUUAAAAUUCUGGGGUGAAUGUGUUAGGACUGCUGUAUACUUAAUCAAUAGGCUCCCAACACCAGUUCUGCAAGGCAGGACACCAUAUGUUAUGCUCUAUGGGAAGUUUGUUACCUUAGAUCAUUUGAGAGUGUUUGGAUGUCAAAGUUUUGCUUGUAAUCUUCCUAAGGGAGACAAAUUUUCUCCCAGAGCAAGGAGAGCAGUGUUCAUUAGAUAUUCUGAGACACAAAAAGGUUAUAGACUAUAUGAUCUUGAUAAUCAUGUGGUAUUUGUUAGCAGGGAUGUCAAGUUUCAGGAGUAUGUUUUCCCUUUCAAACAGACUUCUAACAACCAUGAUGAAGAAGCAUUUGAAGGCCAAGAUACUCUUCCACAAGUGGAGCAACCAGCUUCCCAGAUAGAGGAACCAGCUCCCCAAAAUGACAUGUUGAUCAACUCACCUUCCUCUACUACCAUACCUCCACCUGCUCCAAUUGUUGAAAACUCCAGAUCUCACAAACAAACCAAGAAACCACUCUGGCUCAAAGACUAUGUCACCACUAAACUACCAGGCAAAUAUAUAUAUCCUAUGUCCAAUCAUCUCUCUUAUACUCAGCUUUCAACUGCAUAUCAGACAUAUCUUCAAGCUUUCUCUACUUCAGUGGAGCCUACAUCAUACAAGGAAACAACAGCAGAUCCAGACUGGGUGCUUGCUAUGCAACAGGAAAUACAAGCUUUAGAAGACAAUCAUACAUGGGAGAUUGUCAAUCUUCCACCAGAUAAACAGGCCAUUAGGUCCAAAUGGGUGUACAAAAUCAAGUAUAAGGCCAAUGGUGAAGUUGAAAGGUUUAAAGCUCGAUUGGUAGCCAAAGGAUAG
Messenger RNA from Nicotiana attenuata, 2205 nucleotides. RefSeq lists its product as uncharacterized. Gene Ontology annotation, molecular function: nucleic acid binding. The coding region runs from base 1 to 2205 and encodes 734 amino acids. Gene Ontology annotation, biological process: DNA integration. The record is from RefSeq and is a predicted model, not a curated record. The transcript is spliced from 5 exons. NCBI's taxonomy places the organism in Eukaryota, Viridiplantae, Streptophyta, Magnoliopsida, Solanales, Solanaceae.